Messenger RNA from Motacilla alba alba, 1904 nucleotides. RefSeq names its product Sp5 transcription factor (gene SP5). Gene Ontology annotation, molecular function: DNA-binding transcription factor activity, RNA polymerase II-specific; RNA polymerase II cis-regulatory region sequence-specific DNA binding. The record is from RefSeq and is a predicted model, not a curated record. NCBI's taxonomy places the organism in Eukaryota, Metazoa, Chordata, Aves, Passeriformes, Motacillidae. Bases 722 to 1825 code for a protein of 367 amino acids. Gene Ontology annotation, biological process: regulation of transcription by RNA polymerase II. The transcript is spliced from 2 exons.
UCCAGGGAAGUUUUACGGCUGGGAUCGACCAGCCACGACCAGGUGAACUCGCUGUGCUAUGUUACCUUCAGUCUUUAAACACUAUCAUAGGAAUCUGGAGGCAGAUUCCUCGAGCGAUAACAAAGACGCGUUGUCACUUUAGGGCUCUGCCACAAAUUUAAUUGCAAAAAAAAAAGGGGGGGGGGGGAUCCAGUGUCUUGCACAUCCAACGCGAGGGUCUCUAGGCGGUAAGGGGUCCUUUGAUCAAGAAAAUCCAAUUAUUUGUGUAUAUACAUUUCCCACAUAGUGAUUACUUCAUUAAUUGUCCCGCCUUUAUCUCCUCCCUUCCCAUCCCCCCUAAUAAUCAGUUCUUUUAUCCAGACCAACAAACACACCAUAGGAGCUUUGUGGAUUCAAAGGAUUUGCUUUCGCUUCUGAAAGAGCCGCUAUUCUUUGAUGAUUGGGUAGCGGCAAACUUCAAAGCCAUAAAUCUUCCCUCUGACUGGUUGGCGGCCCGGCAAAGUCCUUAUCAAAUUCUUGGAGGUGAUCCUGGCGCAGUCAGACAGUCCGCGGAGAUCGCGCAGCGCGGGGGGGUGGGACGCGCACGGAGGCGAAGAGAUCAGAAGGAAAGGGAGAGAGAGGGGGAGAGAGAAGGAAACUGGGCAGCUUCUCGUCUUCCCCUCGGCGUCCUCAUGCCUCGGCAGUGCCCCGGCGCCUUCCUUUCGCCCCGGGCGCAGUAGCCAUGGCCGCGGUGGCCGUCCUCCGGAACGACUCCCUCCAGGCUUUCCUCCAGGACCGCACCCCCAGCGCCUCCCCAGACUUGGCCAAGCACUCGCCCCUGGCUCUUCUGGCCGCUACUUGUAGCCGAAUCGGUCAGCCGGGCGCAGCUCCCUCGGAUUUCCUGCCGGUCUCCUACGACCCGACGCUGGGAUCCCCCUCUAGGAUCUUCCACCCGUGGAGCGGCGAGAUGCCAGCGCACUCCCCGGGAGGGCUGCCGCCGCCGCAUCCCAGCUUGGGUUUGACCCCUCAGAAGAACCACCUGCAACCCUCCUUCGGGGGUUCUCACGAACUGCCCCUCACCCCCCCGGCGGACCCCUCCUAUCCCUACGAGUUCUCCCCCGUCAAGAUGCUGCCCUCCUCCAUGGCCGCCCUGCCGUCCAGCUGCCCUCCCGCCUACGUCCCCUACGCCGCCCAGGCCGCUCUGCCGCCCGGGUACUCCAACCUGCUCCCGCCCGCCCAGCCCUGCCGGCAGCUUUCGCCCAACCCGCCGCCCGAGGACAUCCCCUGGUGGAGCAUCCAGCAGGCCAGCGCCCCGGGCGGCUGCGGCCACCGCUUCCCCGCAGCGGCGGCGCUGCCGCGGAGCCUGGUGCUGGGGCACUCGGACUUCGCUCAGUACCAGACGCAGAUCGCCGCCCUGCUGCAGACCAAGUCUCCCCUGGCGGCAACGGCCAGGAGGUGCCGCCGCUGCCGCUGCCCCAACUGCCAGUCGGCCGCGGGCAGCGCCCCUGAGGCGGAGCCGGGCAAGAAGAAGCAGCACAUCUGCCACAUCCCCGGCUGCGGCAAGGUGUACGGCAAGACCUCGCACCUGAAGGCGCACCUGCGCUGGCACACGGGCGAGCGGCCCUUCGUCUGCAACUGGCUCUUCUGCGGGAAGAGCUUCACCCGCUCCGACGAGCUGCAGCGGCACCUGCGGACUCACACGGGCGAGAAGCGCUUCGUCUGCCCCGAGUGCGGGAAGCGCUUCAUGCGCAGCGACCACCUGGCCAAGCACGUCAAGACCCACCAGAACAAGAAGCUGAAGGCGGCGGCGGACGGCGUCAAGCGGGAGGACAGCCGCGACCUGUGACCGCCGGGACAGCCGGCGGCUGCUGCCUCUGCGGGUCUAGCCGAGCCGAGCCGCGGCGGGACCCGGGCGGGGGCGUUUC